UAUUCCGUUUUUAAUUCGCUUCAGGAAUCCAUGCGUAGAUCGCCGACAACGGUGACUGAUGUUAGUAGGUCGGCGUCAUGUCUGCUAUUAUUUGACGAGCCGCGGAAGAACCGAGCUCAGUUGCGUGAUAAACGUAGAGCCACCAGCAGAAGGGAAAUCGAGAAAAUGAGUUUGCGUUGGAUUCAUGAGAAUCUAGAAGCGCCAACGUGUGACGAGGAGUGCAGUGAUAUCGACGACAGUUGCAGCGAUGAUAGUUGCGACACGGAACUGUUCCUCCAGGAGACGGAUGUGAUGAAGAAUGAAAAAGAUAUCGCUCGCGAUGGCCGAAAAAAGAGGGAAACCAGAAGAGCCCCGACCUCGACCGUUACGUUCGACGGGAACGGAACGCCACGCAAUAAUGAACGUAACUGCAACAAAUCACGCAAGUAUCCACCUUAUGUAAUAUGGGAUCCACGACAACCAGCAAAAAAUCCUAUCUAUAAUUGCCGGAUAAUUAAGUUGUACUGUCGCACCGGAUAUCAUCUAGCAAUUACGCCGUCGGGACGAGUGAAAGGAUUAUCCGGAAACAAGGAGCCAUAUGAUCUGCUUUACGCAACACCGGUAUCUUUUGGCGUUAUCAGAAUACAAAGCAUCGAAACGAGGUUGUAUUUGGCAUUCAACAAGAAAGGACGAUUGUACGGAGAGAUAAAUAUGACUAAUGAAAACACUGAAUGGGAACAAUGGAGCAUUGGUUCCCAUGACGCGUUCAGAUCGCGAAAAUACGUGCAAUAUGGAUGGUGGAUAGGAAUAAAGAAAAAUGGACGAGCAAAGCCUGGGUCGAAAACAUUUUGGGGACAAAAGGCUAUACAAUUUUCGGCUAUCCAAGAGGAUUAAUUGAUUAAUCUGAAAUUUUUUCAAGAUACAAACACACUUUAUAGGGUAUACCUCUCAUUUUCGAUAAUUCAUUUGUUAUGUAAACUUUCUCGGAAAGAAAUUCAGAACGGUGAUGAACGAGUGUUCUAUGAGCAACGAUGUAUGAUAAAGAA
Molecule: messenger RNA, 1025 nt
Organism: Trachymyrmex septentrionalis
Lineage: Eukaryota; Metazoa; Arthropoda; Insecta; Hymenoptera; Formicidae
Product: fibroblast growth factor 1-like
Exons: 5
Coding region: 31-873 (280 amino acids)
Biological process (GO): positive regulation of cell population proliferation; animal organ morphogenesis; regulation of cell migration
Cellular component (GO): cytoplasm
Molecular function (GO): growth factor activity; fibroblast growth factor receptor binding
Source: RefSeq, a predicted model, not a curated record